This is a messenger RNA of Geodia barretti, 720 nucleotides long. The record is from the annotation of a GenBank genome assembly. Lineage: Eukaryota; Metazoa; Porifera; Demospongiae; Tetractinellida; Geodiidae.
CCCCCUUUCACACACAAAUCAUACCCACCUACUCACUCACUCACUCACUCACUCAUCACACACACACAGAAAUACACACACGUCAUCUCUAAACAUAAAAAACACACUCUCUCCCUGUGUAAUUAUACACACGUGCACAACACACACAAACAUACUCAUGCUUUGUUUCACACUCAAAUGCUCACACACGGUCUUUUACAAAUGCACACACUCUCCCUGCAGAUAUUGGAGUAAUCAGUGAAGACUGUGGGGAUAAAGUAAGAGAAUGCCAGUCCUUCCCAAGUGUACGUAUGAUUUCAACCUCUCUCUCCCCCUUUCACACACAAAUCAUACCCACCUACUCACUCACUCACUCAUCACACACAAACAGAAAUACACACACGUCAUCUCUAAACAUAAAAAACACACUCUCUCCCUGUGUAAUUAUACACACGUGCACAACACACACAAAUAUACUCAUGCUUUGUUUCACACUCAAAUACUCACACACGGUCUCUUACAAUUGCACACACUCUCCCUGCAAAUAUUGGGAGUAAUCAGUGAAGACUGUGGGGAUAAAGUAAUGCUACCAUUGAGAAUUCAAGUCCUUCCCAAGUGUACGUGUCAAUUCAACCUCUCUCCCCCUUUCACAAACAAAUCAUACCCACCUACUCACUCACUCACUCACUCAUCACACAAUUGUCCGGCAUCAUCGCAUACUUGUAAAAUAUGAACUGUUUG